This is a messenger RNA of Cynara cardunculus var. scolymus (artichoke), 3002 nucleotides long. RefSeq names its product AMP deaminase-like. The coding region runs from base 23 to 2650 and encodes 875 amino acids. The transcript has 19 exons. Gene Ontology annotation, molecular function: AMP deaminase activity. NCBI's taxonomy places the organism in Eukaryota, Viridiplantae, Streptophyta, Magnoliopsida, Asterales, Asteraceae. Gene Ontology annotation, biological process: AMP metabolic process; IMP salvage. The record is from RefSeq and is a predicted model, not a curated record. Gene Ontology annotation, cellular component: cytosol.
ACACAUUCAAAGCUUUACCAAAAUGGAUUCAUCAGCUUCAUCGCCAUUGUCUCCGAUUCAUUUUGCAUUAGCAACUUUAUUUGGAGCUUCAGUAAUGGCCAUCUCAGCUUUUUACAUACACAAGCGCAGUGUUGAUCAGGUCAUCGAUCGCCUCAUCAAGCUCCGUCGACGCCCCGAUCGUAACUACCCCGAACACCAAGAGUUUUCUGGAUAUGAAGAUGGAGAUAUUGAUGCUGAUAAUAGAAGUUAUCUCGACGACGACGACGACGACGAUGGUGCUGGUGCUUAUGUGAUGAAUAAUCAUUCUUAUGGUAUGUCCUGUUCGUUGCCGAAUGUAGGGUUGGCUAAUGAAUGGAUGAGUGAAAAAGUGGGUAAACCGGUGUCGUUUGGUUCUUUGGAGAAACUAGUUUCUGAUAACUUGCCACCUCUUCGAAUGAAUCAAAGACAAGGAGAACAUCACCAUGAUAAUCAAUCUAAUCCUAAGAUGAGGGUGGGUUCUUUUGGUAGAAUUCAUACACCAAGAUCACCAGGUAGCUAUGCAUAUGAUGGUGCUGAUGAUUCUGACGACGAUGGAACUGAGACUGCUGUCGGGGAGGACAGUCAAUAUUUUGAUGAGGGCGUAAACUCUUCUGCACACGAUAUAUACUCGAAUAUUCAGAGUAUGUCUAUGGUUCUGUCACAAGCUGAGAAUGCAAACAAUAAUCAAGUUAAUUCAAAUGGGAAAAUUGCAAAAGAAAAUAACUCAACUGUAGAACACGGCAGUGAGAAGGUGGAACUCUCUUUAGAGAACAUCCCAGUCAAUGAUCCCAACUUCAUUUUACCACAAACAACUGUCAUGAAAGAGUCAUUGAAUCUUGAAGAGGAAGAGGUAAGGAAAAUGAUACGCGAAUGCUUAGACUUGCGGGAAAAAUAUGUGUUCAGGGAAAAAAAUGUUCCAUGGACGCAAACACAUGCUGGAGACUCUUGUUUAUCUGAUAUUAGAAGAGAUCCAUUUCGAUUUGUACCUGUUGAAUCAACUAAACACCACUUCAGGAUGGAAGAUGGUAUUGUACAUGUUUAUGCCAGUGAAAAUGAUUCAGUUGAUCUCUUCCCUGUUGCAAGUGCGACGACUUUUUUCACUGACAUGCAUCACAUUCUCAAAAUAAUCUCUGUUGGAAAUGUUCGAUCUGCAUGUUAUCAUCGACUAAGAUUUCUCGAGGAGAAAUUCCGUCUUCAUCUGUUAGUGAACGCAGAUAGCGAGUUUCUGGCUCAAAAGAGUGCACCCCAUCGUGAUUUCUACAAUAUCAGAAAAGUUGACACCCAUGUGCAUCAUUCUGCUUGCAUGAACCAGAAGCACCUUCUGCGCUUCAUUAAGUCUAAGUUAAGGAAAGAACCUGAUGAGGUUGUCAUAUUUCGUGAUGGACAAUAUCUGACACUGAAAGAAGUUUUUGAGAGCUUGGACUUAACCGGGUAUGAUCUUAAUGUUGACUUAUUGGAUGUGCAUGCGGAUAAGAGUACAUUUCACCGGUUUGACAAAUUCAAUCUCAAGUACAAUCCUUGUGGACAGAGCAGACUCAGAGAAAUCUUUUUAAAACAAGACAAUUUGAUUCAAGGUCGUUUCCUGGGAGAAUUGACGAAGCAAGUUUUAUCAGAUCUUGAUGCAAGUAAAUACCAGGUGGCAGAGUAUAGGGUGUCCAUAUAUGGAAGGAAGCAGAGUGAAUGGGAUCAGUUGGCGAGUUGGUUCAUCAACAAUUCAAUUUACAGUGAGAAUGCUGUUUGGCUUAUUCAACUUCCACGACUAUAUAACAUUUACAAGAGCAUGGGAACAGUUACAUCCUUUCAGAAUAUAUUGGACAAUGUGUUCAUUCCACUUUUUGAAGUCUCGGUUGAUCCGAAAUCUCAUCCUCAGCUGCACAUUUUCCUAAUGCAGGUGGUCGGCCUUGAUCUUGUGGAUGAUGAAAGCAAGCCUGAAAGGCGCCCCACAAAGCACAUGCCCACACCAGCUGAAUGGACAAACGAUUUCAAUCCUGCUUACUCGUAUUACGCGUAUUACUGCUAUGCCAACCUCUAUACCCUUAACAAGCUCCGUGAAUCAAAAGGACUGCCAACAAUUAGACUGCGGCCUCAUUGCGGAGAGGCAGGUGAUAUCGACCAUUUAGCAGCUGGCUUCCUUCUAUGCCAUAAUAUUUCUCAUGGGAUCAAUUUGCGGAAAUCUCCUGUAUUGCAGUACUUGUACUACCUUGCUCAGAUCGGAUUGGCUAUGUCUCCACUGAGCAAUAAUUCCCUUUUCCUGGACUACCAUCGCAACCCAUUUCCCAUGUUCUUCCAGCGUGGCUUGAAUGUUUCACUCUCCACCGAUGAUCCACUUCAAAUUCAUCUGACAAAAGAACCUCUGGUGGAAGAAUACGGUGUUGCAGCCAAGGUUUGGAAGCUAAGUUCCUGUGACCUUUGUGAGAUAGCAAGAAACUCCGUUUACCAGUCUGGAUUCUCACAUGCAGCCAAGGAACAUUGGCUUGGUGGGAAAUAUUUCAAGAGAGGACCUGAAGGAAAUGAUAUACAAAAGACAAAUGUACCCCGAAUGAGGAUUUCCUUCCGUCAUCAGACAUGGACGGAGGAGAUGCAGUAUGUGUAUUCAGGACGAGCCAGACUACCUCAAGAAGUCGAGUUUUGAUGGCAAUAACGACACACACGAGGUGCAUCCCCAGAGCCUGCAUAUCUUGCAGUUAGGUUGGUUAGAGAUGUGUAGUUGAAAACUCACAACCCCAUUUCUAUUUCUACUUCUGGGGUGAGUUGAGAAAAUAAAGAAACAUAACCUACUUGUUAAAGCAGUUAUUGUUGUUAUUAUGAAAAACAAGAAAAAGAAAAAGAAAUGGCAAUUGUUAGUUUCUUGCCAAAUUCAGAUAUUACUUUAUAACCAUUUUGAAGGUUUGAAACAAGGCUACUGGAUGACCCUGUUACUGGUCUCAUUGGUAAAGGUUACUCUAAGGAAGAUUUUGAUGAGGCAUUUAGGGACUGUUUACUUG